AUGGAAAACAAUGAGAUAAAGAUUGUUAAGAACCAAGAUAUUAUUUUGAAUGAUAUAGACAAGGCGAUUGACCGUGUUUUGCUGGGGAAAAUUGUGCAAAUCAAUGACGUUAUUCGGUUGAUCAAUGAGUUUCAAAUCAAUUCCCAGCUUCUUGACAAAGCUUUGCCCAAGUUCAUUGGAAAACUCUCCAUUCUGUACCUUGAUUCGCUAGCUGAUGAUCCACUGCUUUUAAAUCCAAUAUGCCAGAUCAUUUACAAUUUUUGUAAGAUCAGAGGGUUGAGUUUGAUCAGUACGUUAUUGUCCACAGAUAUCGAACUUUUCAACACGAUUAUCAACCGAUUAACUGACCUUUUGUCAUUGGGAUCAAAUAGUACACAUUGGUACGAAAUAUCAUUUCUUUUGCUAUGGCUAUCGGUGUUGAUCCUCUCGCCAUUCAAAUUAGACGCUCUAUUGGGGAAUUCCGAUUUGAUUCAAAAUAUCUGCUUCGAUCAACUAUUGCUUCAAAAUAGUUCUGUUAGUUAUUUGAAUGAUGUGAAUAUCUUACUUUAUUCCAAGUUUCUUUCAAGAAAUGACUCGACUAAAUAUUUGAAGAAUUAUUAUACGUUUUUACAAGCAAAUGCCAGCGGGUUGUCAUCAAACCAAACAAUUGUUCAUUUGUCAAUUUUGUUGAAAAUUUUGAAGCUUGUCAAUUAUGAGAACCAUAGCGAUUUAUUGAAAAUUCAUUAUCUUAUUGUAUCACAAAAGUUCGACCAGGUAUCCAGUAAAGAAUUUCCAAUAAUUUCGAAACUAAUUAUUAAGAACUUUGGUCAUCUAACCACAAAAUUCAUCAAUUCCGAAGAGGAAAUUGAAAAUGUCGAGGUGAUCAUUUCCAACUUGCUUUCCAUAAUAAAUAGCAAGGAUACGAUUGUUAGGUAUUCCAACGGCAAAAAUAUUGCGAAAAUUGCGGCAUUUUUACCAGAAGAGUUCCAAAUAGAAAUAUUGAAUAGUGUGCUUAGCCAAGUUGGCAUUGAUGCCAUCGAUGAUUUCAUGGAAAAUCCUGAAGAAGUAGAUAUAAACCAACACAUUACCGUCAACAUUGAUAUGGUGUCAAUGAACCAGAUCCACGGAGUUUUUGUGGUGAUUGCAGAGUUUCUUAAGCGCGGAAUAAUUCGACAACAUUUGAAAGUUGUUUACUUGCUAUUAAGAGAAUUCUUUUAUUUCCAGAAACCACAAAUCAACUCAGUACUAACUGGAAGUAAUAUCCGAGACGCGGCAUUGUACGUGGUUUGGAAUUUUAUAAAAUAUAAUGGCGAUUUAGUGAAGGAGUACAAGGAGAUUUUGGUUUCAAUUUUUAAGAAUUUAAUAUUCAUGGUUUGUUUUGAUGAUGAUUUAAUCAUUCGUCGAUCGACCAGUGCAUUACUCCAAGAAAUAAUUGGACGGUAUGGUUCAUUGAUUUGGAAUGAGUUAGGGAUUGACAAGACAAUAGCCCAUGAGUACUCGGUUAAAUUUGUCGAGCUACUAGAAUUUAACAAAUUGAAUGAUGUGGAUGCCUGCUUUUUGGAAAAUUCAACCACGGUUUUCCAGAAAAUACCUUCAAUGCAAGAUGAUUUUUUCCAAUACUUGUUGAGUUCACAAACUAGUAUUAUUGGCGAUAAUGGACCAAUAAUAAAGCUGAUGGGGAUCAGCAAGGGAGUUUAUUCUCUCCAUAAAGAAAGUGGCAAAUUAUCGUCAAUUUUACUUGGAAAAUUAUUCAAGUUGAAAGGGAAAGAAUAUCUGGCAAGGGUUUUGGAGUGUAUGAAAUAUCUUUUAGAUCGACAAGAAACUCAGAGUGUUUUAUUUGCAGUGGCUGAAUUGCUCACGAUAAUUGACUUAACCGAUGACAAACUGCUGGUUGAAUUAAUACAAAAGAGACUAAUGUCCAUGAGUUAUGAUUUCCACAGAGACUCAGUCUUUAAAGGUGAAGAAAUAUUACAUCUUUUGACGGUAUCUCUCAAGUAUUAUGAUCAUAUACCUAAAUAUAUUCUCAGUGAUUUGGUAUUCAAUAUAAUUAGACAAAAUGAUGACAAAAUUAGCGAGACGUUCAAAUCAUUUUUGUUGAGACUAUCUAAACAUGAGAAAUUGUUACUCAGUACUGCUGGGGAUGAAAAAUUUUUCAAUGAUAAGUUUUUAUAUUACAUCAGAAAUGGGAAUCUUAUCAGUUCGAGGUCGGUUGGUUACAUAAAUAUCAACUUCUUGAUCAAACACAAUUAUUUGGAACAAAUAUUGAAAUUGGUUCUUGACAAAAGCAAAUCCUUUGAUAUCAGAAUGAAUUUAAUCUUCAGUAUUGGUCAAAUGCUUCCGAACGACCACUUUAGUGAAAAAUUUGUGAACUCAGUGAUUGAUCAAAUGUUCGAUUACACGUUAAGUGAACAAGGGGAUGUUGGUAACAAGAUUCGUUACGAAACUUUAAAGGUAGUAGAAAAUAACCUUGACUAUUUUAGACGCUAUGGGAUAGCUGUCGAAUUGAAACUAUUGCGAUUGAUAAGUGAAAUAAUUGAUAGAAUAAAGUACAAGGCCUUGAUAUUAUUGAUCCAAUUAAAAUUUCCAAAUGAUAGUGAGCUAUUAAAGAAAGCACAUGAAGUUAUUGAAGGUAAUGAUUAUUAUCAAUAUUAUAAUUUUGUACUUGGCUUUUACUAUGAUAAUUAUUUGAAUCAAGAAACCCGUGAAAGGUCCCAAGAAUUUUUGAAGGGUAUAUGCUUGACCAUCGGAUCAAUCAGUGGAUCAAAUUUGAGUGUUUAUAGAUCAUUAAAUUCUUUUAUCGAGUUUUUCGACAAAACACUAAUCACUAGCGAUCUCGGAAAUUUGAAAUUGCGGAAUAACUUGAUUAGUGAUUUAUUGUUUUUGUUAAGAAAUGAUAAUAAUUCUAAAAAGCUACUUGAUUUCAACCUUCAAAAACAGGUUCUGUUUGAUCAAGAUGAGAAGAUUAAGAAUUGUUGUUUGAACAUUUUAGGUAAACUAAUAGAUUGUGAAAUCGAUCUAGUAGCCAAUGUCCCGGAAUUCAAAGAAGCAGAUCAACUUACUAUAAAGAAACUAUUCGCGAGGAUAUACAAUAUUGAGAUUAAGAAUAAAUCAAUUAGUAAUUUCAACAACAUUAUCAAAAUCUAUAAGUAUUUGGCGACAAAGAAUUUAGCAAGGCCUGAGGCUAUGAAGAGGUUUGAUGUUAUGCUCAAGAAGUUUAUAAAUAGAGAACAAUUGCUAGUAAAAGUAUUGCAGGCAUUAUACACUAUCUAUAAAGAUGACGGAGAUAACGCGCAUGAAGAAAUUGUUCAAUAUUUAGAGGACACCCAAUAUCAACUGAUUGCUCAUGAUUUGAAAAUGAAGAAAGUGAAAUUGAUUUGA
This is a messenger RNA of Saccharomycopsis crataegensis, 3357 nucleotides long. RefSeq names its product Cin1p (gene CIN1). The record is from RefSeq and is a predicted model, not a curated record. The transcript has a single exon. Gene Ontology annotation, molecular function: GTPase activator activity; beta-tubulin binding. Lineage: Eukaryota; Fungi; Ascomycota; Saccharomycetes; Ascoideales; Saccharomycopsidaceae. Gene Ontology annotation, biological process: microtubule cytoskeleton organization; post-chaperonin tubulin folding pathway; tubulin complex assembly. Bases 1 to 3357 code for a protein of 1118 amino acids.